This is a messenger RNA of Gilbertella persicaria, 1380 nucleotides long. RefSeq lists its product as uncharacterized. The coding region runs from base 361 to 1380 and encodes 339 amino acids. Lineage: Eukaryota; Fungi; Mucoromycota; Mucoromycetes; Mucorales; Choanephoraceae. The transcript has 2 exons. The record is from RefSeq and is a predicted model, not a curated record.
CCGGUUUUUAUUAUUUUUUUCAAAUACACUUGCUGUUUUUGAAAAAAUCUCUGCACCUGGCCUAUUAAACCGCGUUUUUCUUUUUUUAUUCCAACUUUGCAAAUUUCUACGCACAUUUUGGUACCAAAAACGUCCCAGUCCGACAACUCUAGCACAUUCACUACCGCGAUUCCCCUCAUUUCGACAUCGCAACAACAUCAUCUCGACAUUAGAUCGUCAUCUACAAACAACCAGUUACCAGACAAAGCUCAAACUUUGUCAGAACCUCUUUCUUCAAUUACCAAAACUACUGGUAAAAUUUUAACCCGAUCAGGUAAGCGGCUGCAUAGUUCACUUUCGCCAUCACUGAUCCCUGCUGACAUGACGCGUACCCUGCCUCGAUCUCGAGUUGAUGACGUCAGCACCCCUUCGAGAUCAGCUCAUCUCGAUCUCGACAAAGACGUUGUCUUUGACUUUGGUGUUUCUGUUCCCCCUUCUUGCUCUGGUGUUGACUCUUUACCAGAAGUAGGUAAUGUUGCUUUGCUCUCUUCGGUCCCUUCGGUUUCUUCUCUCUCUCCUUCCCCUCCUGCUUGGUUUGCUGCUUUCCAGGCCAAGUUUGAGCGCCAUGAGGAGCGCUUGGCCCAACUGGAGUCCCUGGUCGCCGAGAACUCUGCCCUCAAGAAGGAGCUGGCUGCCGCCCGUUCUAGAAUCUUGGAGCUUGAGUCCCAAGCUGGCUCGUCCACUGCCUCUCCCUUGGAGAAUGAUCUGGUUGCUGCUCCCUCUUCUUCUGUCUCGCCUUCUGCUGCUGGCUCCAAGUGGGCUCAAGUUGCCAAGAGGAACCCUACGCCUGCGGAGGCCUUUGAUGGUCCUCGCUUUGAAUACGUCUACUUGCCAAACAAGUACCGUGACCGUCUCUCCGCCUUCCGCCGCAAGCUGCGACUGAUCGGGCUGGAUAACAGCCGUGUACUUGAUGUGCACUAUCCGGCUCGUAACGUCGUAGCCUUGUUGAUCCAUUCGGCCUAUAAGGAGGAUCUCCUUAAGGUCAUGGCCAAGUACUCGCUUCCGGUCUUGACUGACUUUGAUCCUUUCUCUGCGGCCAACGUCAAGGAUCCUGCCUUUGCGUCUUUGGAUGCUGAUGCUCUCUCUGCCAAAGCACGCGAGUUGCAGCAAGCUCGUCUUGUUCGUGCUCUUGGCUACAUCCGUGAACAGGUUCGUAGACAGGUGGCCUACGACUUUGUCCGUCAAGGUUGGCUGACCAAGGAGCAAGCUGGCUCCGUGGUUGGUUCUCUCUCCGCUGUGGCUGGUGCUGGUGCUGGUGCUGGUGCUGACGCUCCCUCUGUCUCUGCUUCCAGUAUGGAUUUUACCUUGGCCGGUGAUGGUGAACCGGUCUCCUCCUCUUAA